AUGGCGAGCACUCCCCAGCACACCGUAGUAAUCCAGGCUGCUCCGCAACCGAUCGCUGUGCGGCCAGAAGUCGGCUGUUGCCACAAAGCGAGCCUAUGCUGUUGUCGUUGUUAUCUCGGAGUCAGCGUUUUCCUUUCCGUUUCACUUUUUGUUGCUGGCGGGGUGCUUGCAUACGUGUAUAGAGGAGAUAUCCGUGGUGACCCGGUUUAUGAAAACCGCGUUAUGUGGGGGUAUGUAGGAGUCGCUUUGCUCGGUGUUGGCACGAUCAUGCUUAUUAUCGCCAUUAUCAAUGCAUCAUGUGUGUGCUGCCUCACUCCAAACAAACGAAUUGUCCAACCCAAUGCCUUCACUGUUGCCCAGCAACCACAAGUUUGCGUUCCGCCACCGCGACCUCCGCCUCCAGGCGUAGCGUCCCCGGCCGCUCAGAUGCCAUCUAUUCCUCCUACUUGCCCGCCAGAAGCCAAGGCACCACCGCUUGAUAGUGCUCCUCCACCCUACAAAACCGUAGAGGAAUUUAAAGGUUACUAA
Molecule: messenger RNA, 528 nt
Organism: Mesocestoides corti
Lineage: Eukaryota; Metazoa; Platyhelminthes; Cestoda; Cyclophyllidea; Mesocestoididae
Source: the annotation of a GenBank genome assembly